This is a messenger RNA of Microbotryum saponariae, 295 nucleotides long. NCBI's taxonomy places the organism in Eukaryota, Fungi, Basidiomycota, Microbotryomycetes, Microbotryales, Microbotryaceae. The record is from the annotation of a GenBank genome assembly.
AUGUUCUUCGUGUCAGAACCCAAUCAUACUGAUUCUCUUCUAAUUCUAUUUACUUCUCAUGCCACUAUUUCACUCCUACUUUGCACUCCUUCUUUAGCCUAUUACCCUCUACGCCGGAUCCCAGCGCCUGAUCGAGACUCGGUUGACACGUUGGCUUGGGUUGAAGUCGCGCGCCUCGCGGGCACUCGUCUCUCUUCCUUCUUCAUCCAUCUUCCAUCCUCGAUCUUGCGCUCGUACUCAACCCCUUGAGUCGGGAUCCAGUCCUCCAUACUUCUCAUACUUCGCGCCUUACUAG